This is a messenger RNA of Heteronotia binoei (common prickly gecko), 1563 nucleotides long. Its product is annotated as alcohol dehydrogenase 1A-like. Lineage: Eukaryota; Metazoa; Chordata; Lepidosauria; Squamata; Gekkonidae. The transcript has 9 exons. Gene Ontology annotation, biological process: retinol metabolic process; retinoic acid metabolic process. Gene Ontology annotation, molecular function: zinc ion binding; all-trans-retinol dehydrogenase (NAD+) activity. The record is from RefSeq and is a predicted model, not a curated record. Bases 121 to 1251 code for a protein of 376 amino acids. Gene Ontology annotation, cellular component: cytosol.
CAAGUAGUUGUGGCUUGCAAGGAACUGGUCAGUAGCCUUAGCAAGACCCACCAUCAAGCAACAUUGUUCAGGCCCCCGAAUUCCUGAAGCAAGAAAGAGCAGCAGAGAAACAGAACCACCAUGAACGCCGCAGGCAAAGUCAUUAAAUGCAAAGCAGCUGUUGCUUGGGAGAUUAAGAAACCCCUUGUCAUUGAGCAAAUCGAAGUAGCUCCCCCAAAGGCUCAUGAAGUCCGCAUUAAGAUUUUGGCCUCAGGAAUUUGUCGCACAGAUGACCACGUCCUCAGCGGUGCAUUUACUGUACCUCUUCCAAUGGUUUUGGGUCAUGAAGCAGCAGGAGUUGUGGAGAGUGUUGGAGAGGGAGUAACUUGUGUGAAGCCAGGAGACCACGUUAUCCCUCUCUUUGUCCCACAGUGUGGAAACUGCAACCCUUGCCGAAGUACCAGAGGCAACCUUUGUUCCAAAAAUGACAUUAGUCAUGUUCGUGGAUUGAUGCCUGAUGGCACCAGCAGGUUUACUUGCAAAGGGAAGAACCUUCACCAUUUCAUUAGCACCAGCACCUUCACAGAAUACACAGUGGUGCAUGAGACUGCAGUGGUCAAAAUUGAUGAUGAUGCCCCUCUUGAAAAAGUGUGUCUGAUCGGCUGUGGAUUUUCCACUGGUUAUGGAGCAGCUGUUCAAACAGCCAAGGUGGAACAUGGUUCUACCUGUGCUGUCUUCGGCUUAGGAGGAGUUGGUCUCUCAGCUGUCAUGGGAUGCAAGGCUGCAGGAGCUUCUCGGAUCUUUGCAGUUGACAUCAAUCCAAAAAAAUUUCCUAAAGCUCUGGAGGUGGGAGCCACUGAGUGUGUCAAUCCUUUAGAUUACAAGAAGCCCAUCAAUGAAGUACUGUUCAAUUUGACAGAUGGUGAAGGUGUAGACUAUUCCUUUGAAGUGAUUGGACGCAUGGAUACCAUGGCUGCUGCCUUGGCUUCCUGCCAUGAGAACUAUGGAACCAGUGUAAUUGUGGGUGUAGCUCCUUCAGGAUCUGAGAUCUGCUUUAACCCAAUGCUUCUUUUCACUGGCCGUACUUGGAAAGGAUCUGUGUUUGGAGGCUGGAAGAGCAAAGAUGCUAUUCCUAAAUUGGUUUCUGACUUCAUCGGGAAGAAAUUCAUUUUGGAUCCAUUAAUUACUCACACUUAUCCUUUUGAGAAAAUCAAUGAAGGGUUUGAACUGCUCCGGUCCGGAAAGAGCAUCCGUACUGUCUUGACGUUUUAAGAAGUUGAAGAUCAGAAUGACAACUUAUGAUGCUUCUUCUCCACAGCUCAUCACCUGAACCAUAUAUACUGUGCUGUUGGUUUUUUCUGUUCUAGCAUUGAUAUUUGCUUUGUGAGUUAAAUGGAUACUGAAUACCAAGGUGAAAUUGCAGGAUUUCAUCAGGAAGUUUUAAUGAAGAUAAAGCUUUUUUCUAAUGUAAGCAUGUAUUAAAUUAGGUUAGCAAAGCUAGAGUACUAUGGCUACAACACAUUAAGUAUAUAACACUUACUUCUGAGUAGACCUGCUCCCUAUGUUAUCAACUCUUAUUGCUAU